Messenger RNA from Photinus pyralis (common eastern firefly), 1264 nucleotides. Its product is annotated as retinol dehydrogenase 11-like. The record is from RefSeq and is a predicted model, not a curated record. NCBI's taxonomy places the organism in Eukaryota, Metazoa, Arthropoda, Insecta, Coleoptera, Lampyridae. The transcript has 4 exons. The coding region runs from base 217 to 1185 and encodes 322 amino acids.
CUUAAAAUAGUCGACUUGAAAGCGUGUGUAUGAGUACAACACACUUGGACAACCGCAAUUAAUUAAGAUAAUGAUUGAAAGUACAUAAAAAACGGUUGGUGUUGUAUGAAGUGAAGUGUACCAGCGCAAAAAUAAUUUUGACCCGCUUUAAUAAUUGCGUGAGGAUUUUGAGUUAUAUGCAAACAAUUACCGUUGUUUCCCGUGUACCUUUUAACGAUGGGAUUUUUCCACGCGAUGUGUAAUUCAGAUGCUCGAUUAGACACUAAAACGGUCAUUGUGACCGGAUCAAACGCGGGAAUUGGGAAAUGUACCGUAGAGGAUUUCUACAAACGAGGUGCGCGUGUCAUCAUGGCCUGUCGCAAUCGGUCCAAGGCAGAGAAAUCAAGAGACGACAUUAUUCAAAACUGUCACGAUGCUGGGAAAAAUUUAGGCGAGAUCGCUAUUGUCGAACUUGACCUUACAAGUUUUAGAUCUAUUAAAGAAUGCGCGAAAAAACUUGCGGCUGAAGAGCAACGCAUAAACAUAUUAGUUAAUAAUGCAGGUAUAAUGUUUAAUCCGGAAGGAAGGACCGAGGACGGUUAUGAACUGCAGUUUGGGACAAAUUAUUUGGGCCACUACCUGUUCACUUUACUGUUGCUGCCCAAACUUAUUGAAAGUGCACCGGCUCGAAUAUUAAAUGUGUCUUCAUUUGUUCACAUGCUCCAUUGGGGCCGCCUCACCCUCGACGAUCUAAAUUGGAAAAAACGUAGAUACAACCCAACGCAGUCCUACUAUCAAAGUAAAGUAUGCAACAUUCUCUUCACAAAGGAACUGGCACGAAGGCUGAAAGAUGCCAAUAUUGAGGGCGUGACAGUGUACAGUUUACAUCCGGGAAUAAUUAACACCGAACUUACGCAACAUUUUGAUUCGGCUUAUUUUAGUGGAUUUCGGUGGUUAUUUAGUAAUAUUGGGGGACUGUUUUUUAAGUCAGCAACACAGGGUGCCCAAACAACCAUCCAUUGCGCGGUGGACGAAAACGCCGGAAAAGAGAACGGACUUUAUUAUGCUGAGUGUGCUCCAAAAAAACCCAGUUGGCAAGCGAAUAACAUGGAGGAUGCAAAAUCGUUAUGGGAUAUAAGUUGGAAAAUGGUUGAUCUUCCAGAUGAUUACAAUAUAUUCCGUGGUGCUGAAGAUGUGCAAACAUAAUUUAAUGUAAUCACUACCUACUUUAAUUGUUAUUAUCUCAUGUUACCUUUACUUUAUAAUAUUACUAUUUUUAUUUUAA